CCCGCGGUGUUCCUGCUCCGCCCUCCCACAAAUCUGCGGCGCUCUGGCUGUGCGGGACAAGCGCAAGCGCUGGUCUCACGCAUUCCAAAAGAAUGGACCCGAGGAGACAGAGCUCAGAUGAAAUCAAAAGAACAAUAAAGUUUGGAGGAAAAAAAAGAAGCUGCGCUUGCUUCCCUGGUCUGCAGUUUGGCAGGGCAUUAAGAUGUCCGUGGACAUGAACAGCCAGGGCUCUGACAGCAAUGAAGAGGAUUAUGACCCUAAUUGCGAGGAGGAGGAAGAGGAUGAGGAUCCUGGGGAUAUUGAGGAUUAUUAUGAUGGGGUAGCUAACGACGUGGAGCAGCAGGGAGCAGAUGCCUUUGAUCCAGAGGAAUAUCAGUUCACCUGCUUGACUUACAAGGAGUCGGAGAGCACUCUGAAUGAACACAUGGCCAGCUUGGCUGCCACGUUAAAGGUAUCACAUGCUGUUGCAAAGCUAGUAUUAGUUAGUUUCCACUGGCAAAUCUCAGAGAUUUUGGAAAGGCACAAGUCUAAUGCUGCCCAAUUGCUAGUAGAAGCACGAGUUCAGCCCAUCUCAUCCAAACAUGCAAUGGUACAUUCCUCCCACCACUGCGCAGUGUGCAUGCAGUUUGUCCGGAAGGAGAACUUGCUCUCCCUGGCUUGUCAGCACCAGUUCUGUCGCAGCUGCUGGGAGCAGCACUGUACAGUGCUCGUCAAGGAUGGUGUUGGAGUUGGGGUGUCCUGCAUGGCUCAGGACUGCCUACUCCGGACACCAGAAGACUUUGUGUUUCCAUUGCUGCCUAGUGAAGAGCUGAAAGACAAAUACAGGCGCUACCUCUUCAGGGACUAUGUGGAGAGCCAUUACCAGCUGCAGCUGUGUCCUGGUGCAGAUUGCCCUAUGGUCAUACAGGUACAAGAGCCAAAAGCCCGGCGAGUGCAGUGCAAUCGUUGCAAUGAGGUCUUCUGCUUUAAGUGUCGGCAGAUGUACCAUGCGCCCACAGACUGCGCUACCAUUCGGAAAUGGCUUACCAAGUGUGCAGAUGACUCUGAAACAGCCAACUACAUCAGUGCUCACACUAAAGAUUGUCCCAAGUGCAAUAUCUGUAUUGAAAAGAAUGGAGGCUGCAAUCACAUGCAAUGUUCCAAAUGCAAGCAUGACUUCUGCUGGAUGUGUCUGGGAGACUGGAAGACUCACGGCAGCGAGUACUACGAAUGCAGUCGGUACAAAGAGAAUCCUGAUAUUGUAAACCAGAGUCAGCAAGCACAGGCCAGGGAGGCCCUUAAGAAGUACUUGUUCUAUUUUGAGAGGUGGGAGAAUCACAAUAAAAGCCUACAGCUGGAGGCACAGACAUACCAACGAAUCCAGGAGAAAAUCCAAGAAAGAGUUAUGAACAACUUGGGAACAUGGAUAGAUUGGCAAUACCUACAGAAUGCUGCAAAACUACUUGCAAAGUGUCGUUACACCCUGCAGUACACAUAUCCAUAUGCCUACUACAUGGAGUCUGGUCCCAGAAAGAAGUUGUUUGAAUACCAGCAGGCCCAGCUGGAAGCUGAAAUUGAAAAUCUCUCAUGGAAGGUGGAGCGAGCAGACAGCUAUGACAGAGGGGAUUUAGAGAAUCAAAUGCACAUAGCAGAGCAGAGACGGAGGACCCUGCUGAAAGACUUCCAUGACACAUAAGAGAGGAGGAAGUGACAAUGCAGGGGUGAGAGCAGCGAGUGAAGUGAUGUCAGCUUCACUGGGAUAAGCAGGCACUGCCUCUGGGAGAACAUGGCCAAGGACAAAGCCACCCCUCCCCUUGCAAGUCAGACACAUGCAAACACCACCUCUUAGUCCAGUUUGUUCUCUUAUCUUUCUGUUUCUGUUUCUGCCAGGCUAGAGGCCAGAGCUCAGAUUGGCAUAUCCUGGGCCAUUUUCCUCCUGCCCUUGAUGGUUUCAGAAGAGGAGGGAGUUUUUUUCUGAAUGGCUGUUAAUAGUGUUAGAUCAUUACAGUUUAUGUAAUUUUCAAUGGUUGUACAAUUAUACAGACAAACCUUAGAAUAACACAGAACCCUUUUUAAAAAUAAAUUGGCAGUGGAGUGUUUUUCCUUAAUCUGCUUGUAAAUUUAAUGGGCUUUUCCCCCCCUCUCCCUUCCUCUGACCCAAAAAUCCUCCUAGUCACUAAAGGAGGUUAAAAAAUAUCUUGGCUAGAUUUUCCGAUGCUCCUUUAACCAGGACGUUGCAGCAUUGGCAUUGCAUGAGGAGAGUGGCUGGUGUUAAGGGUGGCUGCUGCUGUGUCUGGCCUGACAGUACUCACAGUGGCCAUGAUUCAGUAUGAUCACAUGUGACAUCUCUUUUUCUUGUAAAUCAGCUGUGCAAAAUCCAGCUAUACAAACAAAAGAAAACAGAGGAAUUGCAGGGGACAGACUGGGUUAACAUUGGGGGAUAUGCCUUGAGUUUGAGAGAAAUCAGAUUCUGCAUUUGAUGAAUUUUAGGUCUUCCAUGUAGAUUUUUGCUUUACUUGUUUUUGUGGGGAGGAUGUUGUAUUGCCAAAGUGAGUGAUGAGGGAGUAGUAGCAUACAGUUGUUAAUCAAGGCUUGGGGCUUUUGCAGAGUGAAAGAAAGAAUCCAUGUUAUAACAGUGCCAUGCAGCCUGAUAAAGAUUAUUUGUGCCUGCUGGGUAGCAUGGCUGAGAAAAAUUGAUCUCGUUCAUCAAAGUGAGACUAAACACCACUACAUUAUGAGGAAAAAAGAUUAUGUACGACACACUCCCUGGCACGUGUUGGCAAUGUGGACAGGCACUUGAAUACAGGUGCACUGCUUGUGCAGAGCCUGCACCAAGCCAGGCAGAAAAUUACCUAGCAAAAUUAAUUUAUUUGUAUAUUAGUAUUGAUGCUGGUGGGAACUUAUCAGAAAAUUGAUUGUUAGGAGCAUGUGGAGCUUUUUUAUUAACAUUCUCUUUUCUAAUGUAAAAUAUACACUAAAAUAAAAAUAUUAAAACCUAGUUCAUCUUAGUAGGGGUUAACAUGAAAAAGGUUACUUAAAUGCUGACUCUUGCCUGUUUGCUACAGGAAGCAGGCCACUUUAUAGGAUUUCAGAUAUCUGUGUCACUUGCACCAGGAGCUUGCUGUUUGCAGCCGGUAAGGUGCAGCUGGAGUCUGAUCUGAGGAAAUUUUCACCUCUGUGGGGAACUCUUGGGAUUCUCUUCUAUGCUGUAUUUGGAAGUGUUGCCUUUGAUGCAUCCCUGUAUUGUUCUUAUGCAAUGUCACUUGAUAAAGAUUAAACUGGAGGGGGGAAAAGUGCUAAAUCCCUGUGUGUCAGAAUAAGCUAACUGCUGUUUUAACCUCUUUCAUGUACCUGAGACAUGUGACCCAGGUAUUUGCAGCAGGUGUAAUUGGGCUCAUAGAUUUUAUCAAGACUGAUGCUUUAGUUUAAACAAGGAGUAGCUGUCACAGGAGCUAAUCCUGUGGCCAUGCUUGUUGUACACAGCAGAAAAUUUCAAACUGAGAGGCCUUUUCCUUCCUCCCUCCCAUCCCUGGUGUGGGAUCUAUCCUCAGGGAACAAGGGGAUGCGCUGCGAGGAGCUGCUGACCGUGGAGUGAGUGUUACAGCAAAAGCAGCUGGGGGUUGGGCAGGCUUGUGGAGAGAUGGCUGGAGUCAGGGAGCAGGGAAGGGGUCUGUGGUUUCUGGGAGCAGCGCUGCUUGCUGUGCAAGAGAUCUCCAUAGCCAUGGCUCCUUGCAUUCCUGCUCUGUCCUGUUCUGGCUCCCCUUGAGGCUGGAGCUGUAGAGAUAGAUUUGACCUUUCUCCAGCCACUGUCUCUUGACUUCAUUUCUCACUCUGCACCCAGCAGCAGCCUCUCUGUGCCCUCCUCGUGAUAUAUCCUAGAGGUCAGUCUCUCUUCCUCUCCCCUUCCCAAAUGUCUUGGCAUGCUGCUUCCAUGGGAAGGGAUAGUGGAGGAGGGAAGGUUUGCUGAGACACAGCAGUUUACAGUGAAUACAACCAAUGCUUAAACUAUUAUUUAAAAAUGUAAUGUGCAAAGUACUGAUGAGGAUAAAAGCUGGUGUUCGUGUUGUCUAAACAUAA
Molecule: messenger RNA, 4056 nt
Organism: Pseudopodoces humilis (Tibetan ground-tit)
Lineage: Eukaryota; Metazoa; Chordata; Aves; Passeriformes; Paridae
Gene: ARIH2
Product: ariadne RBR E3 ubiquitin protein ligase 2
Biological process (GO): protein ubiquitination
Molecular function (GO): zinc ion binding; ubiquitin-protein transferase activity
Source: RefSeq, a predicted model, not a curated record